AUGGACACUGCCAUGGAGGUGGCUGGCAGCAUUGCUGGAGUAUAUGUAGAGGCUUCAAAGAAGAUAAUGAGCUUUUAUGAUGCUACCAGAGAACAUCUUCUGAGUUUGGAUCCAGCACUCUGUCUCCUCGAGGCCCAGGCAGCCACUGGCUUCAUCAUUGACCCUGUAAAGAACAGGCAAGUAUCUGUAGCAGAAGCUGUGCACCUGGGGCUGGUGGGGCUGGAGCUGAAGGAGAGGCUGCUUUCUGCAGAAAACCCUGCCACUGGCUUCGUGGACCCUUACACAGAAGGGAAAAUCUCCCUGUACCAGGCGAUCCAGAAGGAGCUGAUUGGGAGAGAGCAAGGCACCCGGCUGUUAGAGGCCCAGAUUGCAACAGGAGGCAUCAUUGACCCAGCCACUGGCCACCGGGUCCCAGUAGAUGUUGCCUGUGAAAGGGGAUAUUUAGAUGAACAGACAAGCCAGCUCCUUUCUGACCUCAGCAAUGAGGACAGCAAAGGGUUCCUUGACCCCAGCACUAUGGAGAGGGUCACCUAUGUGGAGCUCAUGAAGAGGUGUGUUAAUGAUCCAGCCUCAGGCUUCCUCCUCUUACCCCUGAAAAUCACAUUCCCAGGGUUGGGAGGAAGGGUGAGCAGCAGAGAGCUGCUGGACUCCGGCAUCAUUAGCUCUGAUGUGUUCAGAGGUCUUGAGGAAGGAAGAGUUUCUGUCCAGGAGGUAGCAGAGAAUGACUCUGUUCAGCAGUUCCUACGCGGGACAAGGAACAUAGCUGGUGUUGUUGUUCUGCCUUCCAAUGAGCGGAAAAGCCUUUACCAAGCACUGAGAGAGCAUCUCCUUCUGCCUGGUGCUGCUCUGAUGCUCCUACAAGUCCAGGCCUCCACUGGCAGCCUGACAGACCCCGUAAAGAACAAAAGCUUCUCAGUCGAUGAAGCUGUCAAGACUGGUCUCGUUGGCCCAGAGCUUUAUGAGAAACUGUCUUCAGCUGAGAGAGCCAUCACUGGGUACAGGGACCCUUACACUGGGGAAAUGCUCUCUCUGUUCCAGGCCAUCAGGAAGGGCUUCAUCCCCAGUGACCAUGGCAUUUGCCUUCUGGAGGCUCAGAUGGCCACAGGGGGUAUCAUCGCUCCAGGCAGGCACUUCCGUGUCCCCACAGAGACAGCUUGCAAGUGGGGAUACCUGGAUGAAGCCACGAGGCAGCUCCUCUCCAGUCCUACUGAUGACAUGAAAGGGUUCUUUGACCCCAGCUCCAAGGAAAAGCUGACCUAUGCGGAGCUGCUCAAGAGCUGUGUCACUGAUCCAGACACGGGGCUUCUCCUGCUGCCCCUUUGUGGAGACAGCGGAGAAGAGCCCAAGGGAAACCACCUCUUCAUUGACCACAGGACCCAAACAGCUCUGGAAAGCACAAAAGUACCCAUUGCUUUAGGUAAAUUCAAGGGAAAGUCAGUUGCUCUCUGGAAACUCCUCUUCUCAGACUACAUGCCAAGUGAGCGGAGAGCCACUCUCACCCAGCAGUACUGUGCAGGAGCACUGUCCAUGCAAGAACUGGCUGAGACCGUCAGUGCCACUAUUGAGGAAAUGGCUUCCACUGCUAAUGUCACCUUUGAAGGCCUGAGGGACCGAGUUACAGCUGACCAGCUCCUCAGCUCUGAAAUUAUCAACAAAGAUUUAUUUAAGAAACUGAAGCAGGGAGAAACAUCAGCCAAAGAAGUUGUCAGCAUGGACACAGUCAAGAAAUACCUGGAAGGGACAGGCAGCAUCGGUGGGCUGCUGCUUCCUGACUCCCAGGAGAAGAUCAGCAUCUACCAGGCAAAGAGGAAAGGGCUUUUAAGGCCAGGAACAUCACUGAUCCUCCUGGAGGCACAGGCUGCCACUGGAUUUAUCAUUGAUCCAGCUGCCAACAAAAGGUAUUCUGUGGAUGAGGCUUUAAGAGCAAAUGUCAUUGGCCCGGAUGUUUAUGACAAGCUGCUGACUGCAGAGAAAUCAGUCACUGGCUACAGAGAUCCUUAUUCAGGGAACAAGAUCUCCCUCUUCCAGGCCAUGAAGAAAGAAUUCAUCGUGAAAGAGCAUGCUAUCCGUUUGCUUGAGGCCCAGAUUGCCACUGGCGGCAUCAUCGACCCUGUCAACAGCCACCGCAUCCCUGUGGAGGUGGCCUACAAGCGGGGCUACUUUGACAAGAAGAUGAACUUGAUCCUUUCUGACCCUAGUGAUGACACCAAAGGUUUCUUUGACCCCAACACACAUGAGAACCUCACAUACCUGCAGCUGAAAGAGAAGUGCAUCGUGGAGCCAUCUACCGGGCUCUGCCUCCUCCCUCUGAACAGCAAGAAACGUCAGUUCAUCGAUGAAGCCACCAAACAGGUAUUCGGGAACUCCUGGCUGCGUGUCAGGUUCGGGCGGUUGCGGGGCGAGCGAGUUUCUAUGUGGGACUUUUUUUUAGACGUCGAGAAAUAUUCAAUCACUACCAGCUGA
Molecule: messenger RNA, 2463 nt
Organism: Struthio camelus australis
Lineage: Eukaryota; Metazoa; Chordata; Aves; Struthioniformes; Struthionidae
Source: RefSeq, a predicted model, not a curated record